Meleagris gallopavo (turkey) is the source of this 2374-nucleotide messenger RNA. It is a transcript of the gene TNMD, whose product is annotated as tenomodulin. Gene Ontology annotation, biological process: negative regulation of endothelial cell proliferation; negative regulation of angiogenesis. The record is from RefSeq and is a predicted model, not a curated record. Lineage: Eukaryota; Metazoa; Chordata; Aves; Galliformes; Phasianidae.
UUCCUUCAGUUUUCAGAACAAAAGCUUCAGAGGUGAAACUUCCCUGUGAAAGGCAACGUGUGGAAGUAGAGCUGCGGUGGCUGCACAUAUUUGCUGCACUCAGGUUUCCAAAAUAUUUCAGAUGUUUUCAAAGGCUGACUGCAAUUGCUGCCCAAAAAAAAUGAUUCCCCCCCCCCCCCGAAUAACGUGCUGUCUCCCACUUGUCAGUACCAGCCUCUCAUAUUAGACACCCGCAUACAGGGCUGGCAGCAGCUGAAGAGCCAGCACCGGUCCUGGCAUCACCAGUGCUGCCAUUUCUUCCUCUGCUUCUCACCAGAGAAAAAGUAAAUGUGGGUUUUUGACGUGGGUUUUCUUCCUUUCAAUACAGUUUUAAUUAGUGCAUCCCGCACUUGGGGUUUUUAUUAGCACAGACAGCUUGGGAAAAAAGGAAUGUGCCAGCUCCUCCGCACCAGGAGCCACUGUCCUGCUCAGAGCACAGACUUUGUACCGCAGUCCUGAAAGCCCUCCUCAAAACGGGUUCAUUUCCAUGAAGAGAUGGGACGAUUUCCACAAAUGGAAAUUGUUUUUAAGUACAAAAAAACAUUUAGUCAGGAAAUUCCAGGCUGGGCUGAACUGCGGGGCGAUGGAGGAGCCGCACAAAGCGAGCGUGGGGUGCCAGGGCCCUCCAUGGGGAGAGCUCGGAUUCCUGUGGUGCUGGCAGGAUGCGCACACAUCUGCAUGCACACACGCAUCUGUGCACACACAUGCAAAUACAUACACAGGGCUGCGGGCACAGACACUUGCACACACAUGGAUGCGUGCCCAUGGGCACACCUGCACUGCUGUCGUGCCCACAUCCACAUCCCCACUGCCCCCAGGAGCCUGAAGAGCCCUGGCACAGCCUGGGCACAUCCAGAGAUGGUGCAGGGGGAGAAGCAGAGGGCAGAGGCAGUGCUUGAAGGACAAGCCCGGAUGCCCCAGCUGGGACCUCAUAAGAGGCCCGAUGGGCACCGUGCAGUGGAGCUGAGCGUGGGCUCCUCUCCAAAUUCAUGGGAAUCAUCCCCAGCCUGCGAGCUGCCGACGUCCCCUUUCGCCCACCAGUGUUCCUGUCCCAGCCCCGGGGCAGGCGGGCUGCGGGGAACGCUGGCUGCAGCCGUCAUCGGAGCCGCAGGAAGCCAGCCUUACUGCAUGUGCAGCCCAGAGCCUGCGUAACUCCACCUCGAGCACUCGUCCUCGCACACAGGGAGCAGCCAGCACCGAGAUCAUGGGAGGGACGUCGCAGCACGGCCCCGAGGACUGCCGCUUUCUGGAUGCAGAAGCAUCCAAGACCCGUAAGAAGACCUGCACCAGGUACAAGGUCUGCGGGCUGCUCUUCAGCGUGCUGCUCAUUGCUCUCAUCCUCGUACUCUUUGGUGUCAAACACCUGUGGAACCCAGCAUCCAGACAAGUCUAUGACAUGGAGCACACCUUCUUCAGCCACGGCGAGAAGAAGAAAAUUGUGAUGGAGAUCGACCCGCUGACCAGGACGGAGACCUUCAGGAGUGGGAAUGGCACUGAGGAGAUCCUGGAGAUCCACGACUUCAAGAAUGGAAUAACUGGCAUCUUCUUUGUGGGACUUCAAAAGUGCUUCAUCAAAACUCAGACCAAAGUCAUACCUGAGACUACGGAGGCCAAGAUCCCUGAGCUGGAGGGUGAAGAAAUCACCACCACCUACUUUGAGCAGUCCAUGGUCUGGGUGCCUGGAGAAAAACCCAUUCAGAACAAGGAGUUCCUGAAGAGCUCCAAGAUUUUUAACAUUUGUAGAAACGUGACCAUCUACUGGAUCCACCCAUCCCCAAUAGCAGCUCCGGAGCUGGCUGGCUUGGAAAGAACAGAAGAAGAAGACACCGGGCUGAUCACGGAUGACCAGAGCUGGCUGGAUGGGGACAAUGAGCGUGGGAUGGAGGCUGCCCUACCAGGACCCAAGCGCCGGACACGGCAGCUGACAGAAGAGGACCUGCCUGUCAACGACUAUACAGAGAACGGGCUGGAGUUCCACCCACUGUGGGAUGAGCGGGGCUACUGCUGUGCACAGUGCCGCCGUGCCAACCGCUACUGCCGGCGGGUCUGCGAGCCGCUGCUGGGCUACUACCCCUACCCAUACUGCUACCAGGGCGGCAGGGUGAUCUGCCGUAUCAUCAUGCCCUGCAACUGGUGGAUCGCACGCAUGCUGGGCCGGGUGUAAGCCCUGUGCGCACCCACUGAGCCCCCAGGUAGAGGCCUGCAGGCCGUGGGACCCCCAAACAGGCUGCGGAUCCCGAGUGUGGCUCCGAGGCUGGGCCAGGCUGGCGUCAUCGCCCCACUGAGCGGCGAGAGGCAAGCAAUAAAUGUCCUAUAUGAGCGAUUGCAAAGAAAA